AUGGUUGACAAAACGUCGCUCGGAUCCUCCGACGAGGACACCCUCCCAAUGAGGUUAGAUGAAUCUGUGAUGGUUGUGGAUAAAACUCUUUCACAGGUCGAAAUGCUAGGUAUCAUUCAGGAACAGGCUUUAGAUCUAGGGAGGUUGGAGGCUGAAGUUAACGCUCUCGGUGACCAGGUCGCCAAACUGAACGCUCCUAUGUUGAACUCCCCAGUUCACUUGGCGGCAGACCGAGCGAUCAAAGUCUCCGAGCAGCAAAUACUAGAUACAGCAAGCCUGUUACAGGCAGAUGCGACUGCCUCGAAAAGGGUUAUCUUCUGGGGACAUUCCCGAGCUCUUUGA
Molecule: messenger RNA, 342 nt
Organism: Echinostoma caproni
Lineage: Eukaryota; Metazoa; Platyhelminthes; Trematoda; Plagiorchiida; Echinostomatidae
Source: the annotation of a GenBank genome assembly